Phycomyces blakesleeanus NRRL 1555(-) is the source of this 456-nucleotide messenger RNA. RefSeq lists its product as hypothetical. The transcript is spliced from 5 exons. Lineage: Eukaryota; Fungi; Mucoromycota; Mucoromycetes; Mucorales; Phycomycetaceae. The record is from RefSeq and is a predicted model, not a curated record. Bases 1 to 456 code for a protein of 151 amino acids.
AUGACAUUGCACAAGCUACCCAUCAAAGGUCUUAUGACAAUCCAGAUCACAAAUAUAUAUAGUGGUUUACGAUUCACGGUGUCUAACUGUUUAUUUAUAUAUCUACUAAAAGAAAACAAAUGUAAAUUGGGGUAUCAAGUACAACUACAAAUUGGUAGUAAUGGAUCAGUUCUUCCUCAAGCCGAAGAUUUAUCGUGGGCUUCAAAUCUUCAUUUCUGGCUUUGGUAUUUAAAUAAAGUCUAUUAUUCAGGAGCUUGUGUAACUAGCACACUUUAUUUUAAAGUGCGUGUGUGUACAUGGUACAUGUACAUGCGAGCAAAGGAUAUUUUUUUUAAAAAAAAAAUGUCACGGCACAACACAGUACAGUAUAUAUCAUUUCAUUUCGAGUACUUUAAUCGAUUCAAGAGCCCCAGCGCUCGCAUUUUUUGUCCGUAUCUGGAUAUGGAAGUACUGUGA